AUGGUGGAAGAAAAGGUAUGGAAUAUAGUUAGCGCAUAUGCUCCACAAAUAGGAUUUGAGGUAAGUCAGAAAGAAGAGUUUUGUAGGGAAAUGGAUGGAGUAAUACAGAGAAUAUCAGAAGCGGAAGAGAUUAGGAUUGGUGGUGACGUGAAUAGUCAUGUGGGUUGUGAUAGAACUGGCUUCAAUAGAGUACACGGAGGGUAUAGAUUUGGUCUCGGAAAUGAUAAAGGAGGAAAGGUGCUUGAUUUCUCAACAGAGUGUAAUUUGGCAAUUCUGAACACAAAUUUUAGGAAUAGAGAAGAACAUUAUGUUACCUUAAAAGUGGAAGGAAUAAGUCUCAAAUAG
Messenger RNA from Diuraphis noxia (Russian wheat aphid), 345 nucleotides. RefSeq lists its product as uncharacterized. The record is from RefSeq and is a predicted model, not a curated record. NCBI's taxonomy places the organism in Eukaryota, Metazoa, Arthropoda, Insecta, Hemiptera, Aphididae.